AUGUUGGAUCAGAUUCAUCUGCUGGCUGCCGUGACAGUCCUGGGAGUCCUGGAGCAAGCCUACUUCAUCCUCCAGGUGAUCUAUGCCAGGAGAGUGUUUGGUGUUUCUCCUCCAAAGAUCUCAGGCCCACCUGAAUUUGAGAGGAUCUUUCGAGCACAGGUGAACUCCUCUGAGUAUUUUCCCCUUUUCCUAGCAGUUCUGUGGCAGGCUGGACUCUUCUUCCAUCAAGGUCUGGCUGCAGCCUUGGGUCUGCUCUAUCUCUACACCCGCUACUGCUACUUUAUGGGAUACAAGGCAUCAUCCUCAGAAAGGCUCACCCCAAUAUACUUCAGCAGUGGAGUUCUCUGGAUUCUCCUUGCAGCAUCAGCCCUGGGCAUCUCACAUUUCUUCCUCUCUCACUAUGUGGGGCUGAACAUCCUCCAGCUUCUCACAGCAUGACCUGCUCCUCUGUCUCUCAUCA
This is a messenger RNA of Chaetura pelagica (chimney swift), 460 nucleotides long. Its product is annotated as leukotriene C4 synthase-like. The transcript is spliced from 5 exons. Gene Ontology annotation, biological process: leukotriene biosynthetic process. Gene Ontology annotation, cellular component: nuclear envelope; membrane; endoplasmic reticulum. The record is from RefSeq and is a predicted model, not a curated record. Gene Ontology annotation, molecular function: glutathione transferase activity; leukotriene-C4 synthase activity; glutathione peroxidase activity. Bases 1 to 438 code for a protein of 145 amino acids. Lineage: Eukaryota; Metazoa; Chordata; Aves; Apodiformes; Apodidae.